Plenodomus lingam JN3 is the source of this 1761-nucleotide messenger RNA. RefSeq lists its product as uncharacterized. Gene Ontology annotation, biological process: chitin catabolic process; carbohydrate metabolic process. Gene Ontology annotation, molecular function: chitinase activity; chitin binding. NCBI's taxonomy places the organism in Eukaryota, Fungi, Ascomycota, Dothideomycetes, Pleosporales, Leptosphaeriaceae. The record is from RefSeq and is a predicted model, not a curated record. Gene Ontology annotation, cellular component: extracellular region.
AUGACAAUAAAACGCGUGUCCGCUGGUUCCCGCUUUGGAACCAGGAAUGACACCUGCCAGGUACCAAGGGAGCAUCUGGGUCCACUGGGGCGAAGGGAGCGACGCUGCGGGGUCAUGAAACGAAGGGUUCGCGACUUUAUAACGUGCGCACGGCCGUUUCAGUGGUUCUAUCUCACCCUCGUCCUUCUUUCGGCCACUGCAUUGGCGCAGCAGGAUACUUCGGAUAACAAUACCUGUGAUUGGUAUUGCUGGGUUGAAGAGCGGAUUGAUUCAUUGCAGGAUCAGAUUGACAAAAUCACAAAAUAUCUGUUUCCCGACGAAGGUAGCCCAGACCCCAAGCCUCCGGGCUCUUAUCAACCAAGUGAGCCUCCAAAGUCUGUUCCUAGCACCUUUGGAACGCCAUAUGUCAUCAGUGAGCCUUCGCAAUAUGCUCCCAGCAGUCUUGCUGUCAUCACAGUCUCUACAACCGCCCCUGGCUACCCAAGCAACACCAACAUAGCUGCUGAGCCCAAGCCCGAGAUAGAAUCACGUGAUGGAUACCGUUCGAUAGCCUACUUUGGCAACUGGGACAUCUACGCCCGCAAAUUCUUCCCGCAACAAAUCCCCGCCUCUCAGCUGACCCACCUCCUCUACUCCUUUGCCGACAACCGCGAGGACGGCACAGUCUUCCUCACAGACACCUAUGCGGACGCGGAAAUCCACUACGAUGGCGACUCGUGGUCCGACACUGGCAAGAAUGUCUAUGGUGCUAUCAAACAGCUCUCUUUGCUCAAGGCCCAGAACCGGAACAUGAAGGUCAUGUUGAGCAUUGGUGGCUGGACUUACACCAAUGAGAAGAAACACAUGGACGCGCCGGCCUCGACUGCUGAGGGGCGGACGAGGUUUGCUGCUAGUGCGGUGCAAUUGCUCAAGGAUUGUGGGUUCGAUGGUAUCGACGUGGAUUGGGAGUAUCCACAGGAUACGAAUCAAGGCCAGCAGCUGUUGGAGCUGUUGAGGGAGAUCAGGAGACAGCUAGAUGAAUACGCCAACACGCUCAUUUACGAUGAUGGAAAUGGUGGCGAAAUGAAGCCCACGUUCCUCCUAUCCAUUGCCGCACCGGCUGGAGAGAAGAACUACGGUAACAUGCCACUCGGAGACAUGGCAGAGACUUUGGAUUUCAUAAACCUAAUGGCAUACGACUACGCCGGCUCCUGGGACAAGACAACAGGUCACGCCUCGAACCUCUAUGCUUCCUCCUCGAACCCCUCCUCGACCCCCUUCAACACCGACUCGGUCAUAAAAGCGUACGUCGCAGCCUCUGUGCCCGCCUCGAAGCUCAACCUCGGCAUGCCCCUCUACGGCCGCUCCUUCACCUCCACCACCGGCCUUGGGAAAUCGUACAAUGGCAUCGGCGCGGGCACGUGGGAGAAGGGCGUGUACGACUUCAAGGAUAUGCCGCUGCAGGGUCAGACGGAGUAUUACGACGAGGAGGCGGGCGCGACGUAUAGCUUCAAUGCAGAGACGGGCAUGCUCGUGAGUUACGACACGGUGGACAUGGCACUGCGCAAGGCAGAGUAUGUGAAGAGGCUAGGAUUGGGAGGCGCCAUGUGGUGGGAAGUUAGUGGGGAUAAAGCGGGAGAGGAGAGUAUUAUUCGGAAUGUCGUUGCCAGUCUCGCCGACUCGCAAGGCUCAGGCAUCGAAUCCUCUUCGAAUUGGCUCCUCUACCCAGAUUCAAAAUAUGACAACAUCGCCAACAGCGGUUAUGCAACCAAGCGCCGCUAA